UUGCCUCAUCCCACCCCACUUAUUCAGAAUACCGUAAAUCUGAAUAAUGGACGAGCUUAGACCUCUUUGCGAAGUACCCACCUUUGGAAACACAGAUAGCAAAUACCAGCAAAUCCAAGUAAAUCUUGCUAAGCUCUCCCUACUACUGGGCACAACUCCAGACCUUCUUGCCUCCGAGGAACUCCAGACAUACCUGAUCACCAUCCUCCACCCGCCACACGGCCUCCUCCCCGCUGAACAGUAUUUCCGAGAGGAAGAUGACAACAAGGAUGGGCCAGCGCGCGACCAAACCGCCUGGUAUCCUUUCCACAAGGUCUCUGAAAAGGCUCUAAUGCUCCUCCACUCCUCACUCUCUCACACACCACCCCCAUCGGUAGCACGGUCAAACAUCGCUAUCGCAGCCAUAACGUACGCCGAUCUUGCAGAUCCGUGGACUAGCCCCACAUCCCACCAUCUCUCUGCGACACUCCGAUCCUCCAAUCGAGAACUAAGCUCCGCACAAACUCUCGUGGCAAUCCUAACAACCACUAUAAAGCCCUUAUUUAAAUCUCCGCUCACUCCCGCCGGCCGCGCUCCACAGCGUGAAUCCACGAACAAAGGCGCGGCAUUGCAGACACCUAUCUGGCCCAGGGAGCUACCGCAAGCCGUAACCCUACUAUCCUACAUAACGGCGCAUUUAUCCACCGAUACGCUGGAGAGCGCAUGGCCAUUGCUCAUACCCCCGCUAUUAAGCAUCCACGAUGGCACGAACCCUGAGCACAAAACUUCUGCGAGUAAUCUACUUUCCGCUCUGCUACCGAAACUACCCGACGGGCUACUGACCAGGACUGGGCUCGUGCCGGUUCUGCGUGAUGCACUCGUACCAGACUUACUCCUUCUGCCACCUUUGACUCCGACGAGAUAUUCGGUACCGCUGCUGCGGGCGACGUACGGAGUCUUGAGAACUCUCGCUCAGACGUCCGCCACGGAUAACCGCCCCCGAGUGGAACAGCUGGAUGCGAUAUUUUACAUUGGCAUUGUCCGAGGCUUCACCUUUGCCGGUGAGAAUGCACGGAUCGCGGGGGAGCUUAUGCGUCAAAUAUCCGCGCUAGUGAUGGACAUGAAGGUUUACGCAGUGAGACAUUUGGGCGACCUGGUUCGGAUUUUUGGCACGGUUUUGGGUGAUCCGUUUGUUGGGGUUGCACAGGGUUUGCUGGCCGCUACGCUAGAUGCCGUGGAAACUAUGGUGGGAGUCUGCUGGGUCAGACUUUGUAGAUAUGUUCCUGAGGUGUUGAAAGCUAUAACGAGCUGUUAUAGGACGGUUUGUUGGGGAGGUGAGAGGAAGGGGGGGGCUGAGGUGGUUGAUAGAUUGAGGAAGAUUGUUAGUAUUUUAAGGAGUGUGAUGGCGGCGGAGAAGAGGGAAGUGGAGAUGGUCGAACUGGAGGAAAGCAUCGCCCAAGCGGACGGGAGAUUGGCCGGGCUAUUCGAUUCCGGAUGA
Tuber melanosporum (Perigord truffle) is the source of this 1477-nucleotide messenger RNA. RefSeq lists its product as uncharacterized. The record is from RefSeq and is a predicted model, not a curated record. Gene Ontology annotation, cellular component: centrosome; cytosol; nucleoplasm. Bases 47 to 1477 code for a protein of 476 amino acids. Lineage: Eukaryota; Fungi; Ascomycota; Pezizomycetes; Pezizales; Tuberaceae. The transcript is spliced from 2 exons.